Staurois parvus is the source of this 444-nucleotide messenger RNA. The record is from the annotation of a GenBank genome assembly. Lineage: Eukaryota; Metazoa; Chordata; Amphibia; Anura; Ranidae.
CCCUCAGUAACAAUUCUGUGUCUGUCCCUGAGUAACAAUUCUGUGGCCCUAAGUAACAAUUCUGUGGCCCUCAGUAACAAUUCUGUGUCCCUGAGUAACGUUUCUGUGGCCCUAAGUAACGGUUCUGUGGCCCUCAGUAACAAUUCUGUGGCCCUCAGUAACAAUUCUGUGUCUGUCCCUGAGUAACAAUUCUGUGUACUCAGUAACAAUUCUGUGGUCCCUGAGUAACAAUUCUGUGGCCCUGAGUAACAAUUCUGUGUCCCUCAGUAACAAUUCUGUGUCCCCUGAAUAACAAUUCUGUGGCCCUGAGUAACAAUUCUGUGUCCCUGAGUAACAAUUCUGUGUCCCUCAGUAACAAUUCUGUGUCCCUGAGUAACAAUUCUGUGGCCCUAAGUAACAGGUUCUGUGUCCCUCAGUAACAAUUCUGUGUCCCUGAGUAACAAU